AUGGGGAGAGAGAAUGCCUACUUUGCCAUUGUUGUGAUCGAUUACUUUACAAAAUGGGUCGAAGCGAAGCCGUUGGCCAAGAUCACCGAGGUAAACACUUCCAAAUUUCUCUGGAAGAACAUCAUAUGCAGAUUCGGCAUACCCUACUUCGUGGUUUCAGACAAUGGGGCAUGGGUUGAUGAACUCCCUCAAGUUUUCUGGGCCAUACAAACCACCUACAGAACAGUAACUGGAGAGACCCCAUUCUCCAUGACGUACGGGGCCAAAGUCAUGAGCCCAGCGGAAGUCGGAGUGCCCUCCCCUCGUCGCAUCCACUUCUACGAAAUAAUAAACGAUGAACUGAGAAAGUUUGAGCUUGAACUCCUCGAAGAAAUUAGGGACGAUUCUCAAAUCAGAUUUUCCUCCUACCAACGCAAAAUGAUGCGUUGCUACAAUGCUAAGGUGAAGAAAAGGGCUUUUCGUAUUGGCGACCUGGUACUCCGUAGAACAUUCCCAUCAACAAAAGAACUAGGAACCGGAACCUUGGUGCCGAAUUGGGAAGGUGAACAUGCCCACGAGGGGCCAUCUCAACAAAGGAUACCCACUUCAUUAGGGGAGGUGCGGGUGCCACCUUCGACGAAACGGACCAAUAGUUAUCACAUUCUUACUCCUUGCUUGGUUGAACACGCCCACGAGGGGCCACCUCAACAAAGGAUACCCACUUUAUUAGGGGAGGUGCGGGUGUCAUCUCUAACGAAGCGGACCAGCAAUGUUUUCACAUUCUUACUCUUUGCCGAGGUAACAGACCUGCAAGGGAUCACCUCACCCAUGGUUAUAAUUGGAUUCCAUUUGGGUCAUCCAUUUGCUCAAGUGGUUAUGCUUAAGCGAAGUGUUUAUACUUGGACUCAAUUUAGGUCAUCCAUUUGCUUAAGUGGUUAUGCUUAG
Fraxinus pennsylvanica is the source of this 924-nucleotide messenger RNA. The record is from the annotation of a GenBank genome assembly. NCBI's taxonomy places the organism in Eukaryota, Viridiplantae, Streptophyta, Magnoliopsida, Lamiales, Oleaceae.